AUGAAUGUAACAUCAUCAUCUAUAUGUCUUAUAGAGUUUUGCGACAAUGCUCCACCAGUCUUCAACUAUGUAUCUGUAGGAGGUCCUCACGCUAGCGUCUCCGCAAUCCCUGAUUGGUGUACUUCUCUAUUUUGCUUGAUCCUCAAGGCAGUGUUUUCACAGGUCUACACCGACCUCGCUCAAGAUCAUAUUGCUCCAAGUGGUUACGUCAAGAUCCCUACAGAUAUAAAGAAUUAUUUGGAAAACUCCAAGUAUCUGCCGAAGCUAAACAACGAGAGACCUCUCGAGAAGAACUCUACUUACAAAGACCGUUUCACCAGCUUGCACCACUUAGUUCUCAUCAUGUUCGAGAAAGAGAAUGUAAUGAUUCCUAAAGAAACUUCUUGGUUCGGAUAUUACCCGGAUGGAGCUUCCACACCUGUUUUGCCUCCUCAAAAGACGAAGCUCUACACUGAGGACUGGAUUGGUCUGAAAACCUUGGAUGCUGCCGGGAAAGUGAAGUUUCUCAGUGUCCCUGGAGCACACAUCGAAAUAACGGAUGAUGAAGUUGUAGAAUACGUUGUGCCUUACCUCCAGAACGAGUAUACGUUUUCUUCUCAACACGAGGCAAUGUAG
Molecule: messenger RNA, 615 nt
Organism: Capsella rubella
Lineage: Eukaryota; Viridiplantae; Streptophyta; Magnoliopsida; Brassicales; Brassicaceae
Product: palmitoyl-protein thioesterase 1
Exons: 7
Coding region: 1-615 (204 amino acids)
Cellular component (GO): intracellular membrane-bounded organelle
Molecular function (GO): thiolester hydrolase activity
Source: RefSeq, a predicted model, not a curated record